This is a messenger RNA of Leopardus geoffroyi (Geoffroy's cat), 4237 nucleotides long. RefSeq names its product glycerol-3-phosphate acyltransferase 2, mitochondrial (gene GPAT2). Gene Ontology annotation, cellular component: mitochondrial membrane. The transcript has 28 exons. Lineage: Eukaryota; Metazoa; Chordata; Mammalia; Carnivora; Felidae. The record is from RefSeq and is a predicted model, not a curated record. The coding region runs from base 1506 to 4112 and encodes 868 amino acids.
GAUGUGGGAAGUGACGUCCUCAACAACGUCCACACCUGCCAGGCGGCAUCCUCCGGGUGUCAGGAGCACCUCCCCGCCCUUGGGAUCUAGACGAGAUGGCCAAGAACCCCAAACUCCGUGCUCCGGGGCGGGGGGGGGGCCUGAAGCCCUCUAGGAGGAGGUCUGUUACCACCGGGGCUCUAUUCUUCCCCGUUUGACCCCCACACUGGUGCCUGCUCCAUACCACUGCUCCCCUCCUCGGGCCCCUCAGAAGCCCCCUCAUAUGAAGCAUUGUGGGAAGAGAGCAGAUGCCUCGGAGCAGCUGGUAGUUCUGAGGAGGGGGGUCUCACCAUAUCCCGCAGAGCGAGUAGCUCUAAGGUGACAUUUUAGACAGCUCCGAAUCUGCCCAUGGGACUCCUCACUUGGCCUCCCCCCCACCACCCCCCGCCCCCGCCACGGCAGCUCCUUCCUUCCUCCUCCCUCCUUCCUCACCUUCUCUUUGGAGACACGUGUCCCCUGCACCCUAAGCUUGCCUUCUUUCAAACAUCAGCUCCUGCCUUGUCAGGAAGCAAAGACUUUUCCGAACGAGCACGUCCUCUCUCCUCUCAUCAUGCCAGCUAGUGGAGCGGGGACAGUCCUGUGGCUCGGGAGCAAUCCGACAGCACCUAGGAUACGAAGUAUGCGUAACUCUGUGGCGUCCCACAGGCAGCUCCCACGCAGGUCUACAGGAGCCUUCACGAGGAUGGUUCUCGAAGUGUUGUUUAUGGCAGGGUAGUGUAGGAUUAAAUCAGCGGUCCAGCAUCAGGAGGACAGAUAGGUGUGAGCCACGCGGCCGUCAGGAGCCACGAGCAAGGUGACACAUCAUCCCCGGGAGAUCCUAAGAAUAUGGUGCUGAGUAAAGAGGAGCAGCACAUGUGCUCAUAACCAACUUAUGAGCUGAACGUGAAUAUGAAUGUAAACAGCUGGCAAACCGAGACGUGCUCAUUCCUUGCUCAAGCAAAGAAGCACCUCUAGCUGAAGAGACCAUUGUCCUUCACUGGCAUUCGAUUCGCCCUACUGAUUCUCGGCCAUCUCCCUAUCCUGGCUCAUCGUGGUUGACUUCUCCGUCCACUGCAGUUCAGGCCUGCGGCAUCUGAUUGCUCUGACCAACCAAACGUCACAGGAAGCGAUGUGCGUGUGACUUCCAGGAGGAAGCUUUAAGAGCCCAUAGAAAUCAUUCUUUAAAGAGAGAGAAGAAAACAGGAACACAGCGCCCGCCCUGGAUGCCUCUCCAUCACUCCCACCAUGUGGAAGGCUGCUCUUGAAAUGCUGUGUAUUAACUUCCCAUUGCUGCAGGCCUCCAGCACCCAGAUUCCACUCCUCCAUUCUCAACUGUGCAGUUUACUGCAAAAGUUAACAAGACUUUAUGGAAGGUUCUGGAACAGUGGAAGGGAAGUGCAACACAGAGCACAACCCAAUGGUUACCUCUGAAGCCUCAGGAUCGCAGGAUCUAGUUGUGGCCAGCGCACCCAGAAAAGAAAGGUAUCAUGGAAAACAUGGAUUUUGCAAGUGCCGAAAGGGCACCGCAAACCCGGGUUAAAGUCAACGGACACAAACAUACAGCCUGGGUAGAUAUUACGCAAAGUGGCACAAAGGAGGCAGAGAGAUGGCUACACCCUGGAGGGGUAAGGUUCCUGUGGGGUGAGAGAGAGGCGCAGAAGUGGCUAGUUCCCAGAUUUUACAGGCCCCCAAUGGAUACCAUGUUGGAAACCAGACUCCAGACCAAGCAGAGGAACCCCCAGAACAGCCGGGAGACCAGCUUGUGGUCCUCAGGCUUUGGGAUGAAACUGGAGGCUGUUACCCCAUUCCUGGGGAAAUAUCGCCCCUUUGUGGGUCGCUGCUGCCAGACCUGCACUCCUAAGAGCUGGGAGUCCCUCUUUCACAGAAGCAUAAUGGAUCUAGGCUUCUGCAACGUGAUUCUGGUGAAGGAGGAGAACACCAGGUUUCGGGGCUGGCUGGUUCGGAGGCUCUGCUGUUUUCUGUGGUCACUGGAGCAACACAUACCACCUUGUCGGGACGCCCCAGAGAAGAUCAUGGAAAGAACUGGGGUGCAGAAUGUCAUCUCAGGGAGGGACCCAGGAGGGGCUGGAGAAGGCCAGGUGUCAGGCCUUGUGAAGAAAGAGGUACAUCGCAUCCUGGGCCAUAUCCAGGCUCCACCCUGCCCCUUCCUACUCAGGCUAUUCAGCUGGGCGCUGCUGCGGUUCCUGAAAUGUGUCUUCCUGAAUGUGCAGCUCCACAAGGGCCAGAUGAAGAUGGUCCACCAGGCCGCCCAGGCGGGCUUGCCGCUUGUCCUCCUCUCUACCCACAAGUCCCUCCUGGAUGGGAUCCUGCUGCCCUUUGUGCUGCUCUCCCAAGGCCUGGGUGUGCUCCGUGUGGCUUGGGACCCCCGCACCUGCUCUCCCACCCUGAGAGCUCUGCUAAAGAAGCUUGGGGGGCUUUUCCUGCCCCCAGAGGCCAACCUCACCUUGGACAGCUCUGAGGGAGUCCUUGCAAGGGCCGUGGUCCGUGCCGCUAUAGAGCAGCUGUUGGUCAGCAAGCAGCCCUUGCUUAUAUUCCUGGAAGAGCCUCCUGGGGUCCUGGGGCCUCGGCUGUCAGCCCUGGGCCAAACCUGGCUGGGACUGGUGGUGGAGGCUGUCCAGGUGGGCGUUGUCCCAGAUGCUAUGCUGGUGCCAGUGGCCAUCACCUAUGAUCUGAUUCCAGAUGCACCCUGUGAUGCAUACCACGCCUCGGCCCCACUGGGGUUGUGGACAGGAGCUCUGGCUGUCCUGCGGAUCCUGCGAGGCUGGGGCCGCAGCCGCCCAGUCUGUGUCCGUGUUCACCUGGCCCAGCCCUUCUCCCUACAGGAAUACACCAUCAACGCUAGAAGCUGCUGGGGCAGCAGGCAGACCCUGGAGCAGCUGCUGCAGCCCAUCGUGCUGGGCCAAUGCACUACUGUCCCAGACACGGAGAAGGAGCAGGAGUGGACUCCAGCAACCGGGCCCCUUCUGGCGCUCAAGGAAGAGGACCAGCUCCUGGUCAGGAGGCUGAGCCGUCAUGUCCUGAAUGCCAGCGUGAUGAGCUCGGCAGUGAUGAGCACGGCCAUCAUGGCGACACUGCUGCUCUUCAAGCACCAGAAGGGUGUGUUCCUGUCACAGCUCCUGGGGGAGUUCUCCUGGCUGACCGAGGAGACGCUACUGCGUGGCUUUGACGUGGGCUUCUCAGGACAGUUGCGGUGCCUUGUGCAGCACACGCUGAGCCUGCUACAGGCACAUGUGACCCUCCUCCGCGUCCAUCAGGGGGACUUGCUCGUAGUUCCUCGGCUGGGUCCCGGCCUCACACACCUGGCACAUCUGAGUGCUGAGCUGCUGCCUGCCUUCCUGAGUGAGGCUGUGGGUGCCUGUGCCGUCCGGGGGCUGUUGGCAGGCAGGGUGCCGCCUGAGGAACCCUGGGAGCUACAGGGCAUCGAGCUGCUGAGCCAGAACGAGCUGUACCGCCAGAUCCUGCUGCUGCUGCACUUGCUACCACAGGACCUGCUGCUGUUACAGCCCUGUCAGUCUUCCUACUGCUACUGUCAGGAAGUGCUGGACCGUCUCAUCCAGUGUGGGCUCCUGGUUGCCGAGGAGACCCCAGGCUCUAGGCCAGCCUGUGACACCGGGCGGCAGCGUUUAAGCGCAAAGCUGCUGUGGAAGCCAAGCGGAGACUUUACUGAUAGUGACAGUGAUGACUUCGAGGAGGCUGAGGGCCGGUUCUUCAGGCUCAGUCAGCAGUCACGCUGCCCUGACUUCUUCCUCUUCCUCUGCCGCCUGCUUAGCCCGCUCCUCAAGGCCUUUGCACAGGCUGCCACCUUCCUCCACCAGGGACAGCUGCCUGAUACAGAGUCGGGCUACGCUGAGCAGCUGUUCCAGUUCUUGCAGGCCACUGCCCAGGAGGAAGGGUUCUUUGAGUGCGCAGACCCAAAUCUUGCCAUCAGUGCUAUUUGGACCUUCAGAGACCUGGGGGUGCUGCAGCAGACGCCCAGCCCUGCAGGCCCCAUGCUCUACCUGUCCCCUGCGUUCACCAGCUGGGAAAAUCAGGAGAAGCUGGAACAGUUCAUCCGGCAGUUCAUUUGUAGCUAGAACUGUGGGAUGGAGUGCCUGCUGAGAAAUUCAGCCCCAGAUCAUAGCCAUGCGCUGGAGCCAGAAGACUGGAAGGGGGGCUGUACACCCUUACCCGAACUGUGUAUAAAACCUUUUCUUGUUUC